Molecule: messenger RNA, 420 nt
Organism: Aspergillus caelatus
Lineage: Eukaryota; Fungi; Ascomycota; Eurotiomycetes; Eurotiales; Aspergillaceae
Exons: 1
Coding region: 1-420 (139 amino acids)
Source: RefSeq, a predicted model, not a curated record
AUGAGGGAAAUUAUUGGAAUACCUAAAGCCGUUUUGGGCGCUUUCCUGAAGCUUCCCGGGAUUUGCAGCGUUCUGUUUAACUACCGAAAUUUCUUCGUCACAUAUGAGUCUGGCUUGUGUGGGGUGCCUCAAUUUGAUGCACACGUUGAGGUCUACCCCCAGACCAAGAUUGUCCGUGUCGACUUUGACACACCGUAUAUCAAGGGCCUUCCGGUAACCAUGACUAUGCGAGAAAAGGUUUGUGAUGGGGGUUUCCAGGAACGCAAGAUCCGCAAGACCUAUGAAGACCCUUAUACCCUUGAGCUGUUGGAAUUUCACGACUGUGUUGUGAAUCGACGUACCCCGAAGAGUGGUGCAGAAGAUGCUAGCAAGGAUGUGGAACUCGUCAAGAUGAUCAUGACUGCUGGGCUCGCAAACUAG